UGGGGAGAUAGGACCGCAACCAUGGAGCAGAGGAAGGGAUGGGCUCCUCCAAGGUCUGGGUGCUGCUGAUGAAGACGUUACGGGCUCUGCAAGCCCCAGGCUGAUGUUUUCUGUGGGCUUUGAUGCUGAAUGGGACAAAGGGCAGCUGCUGAAAGCAGGUCGGGGUGCAGGCUCCUCCAAAGCAGAGCUCCCCCUGUGGAACAGGCUCAUCGGCAUGAACAGGCUGCAGCGGGCUUCGCAUAAGCCUCACGCUUCGGGCAGUUUGCUGGGACUGGAGAGCGAAGAGGAGCCGCUUUUGGAAGCGGCUGACAGCAGCCCCGCGCCGCUGGAGCUGUGCGCAGAGCCCCGCGCCGCGCUCCCUGCCUACAGGUGGGCCCCGUCCUGCUGGGGGGCACCCCAAUACCCUGUCCCCCCGCUGUCAGCCCGCGGAGCAGGGCGGCGGCAUCCCCUCGCGGCACCAGGUGGCACUGUCAGCCUUCAAACCGUGCCGAGCCGGGCUAAGGCACCCGGGCUGCCGCGGACACGCGUGGGGCCACGCCGGGUGCCCGCUCCUGGCUGCGGGGAGCAGGGGACAGCAGGGAAGGGGCGCAUCGAGGGGCACGGGUGGAUGCACCUGGGCCACGCAGGCUUCAUGGCAUGCCUUGUGUGGCCGUGGAGGCAGGCUCAUUUCCCCCCGAAUUCUUGGCCGAAAUGGGACUCGCACCCCGCUGCGGUCAGCCCGCUGCGCAGCACGGAGCACCCACGCCUCCAUCCACCUCGGCACAGCCUGGUUGAACUGGCCAGGAUGUGA
Messenger RNA from Oxyura jamaicensis (ruddy duck), 790 nucleotides. RefSeq lists its product as uncharacterized. The coding region runs from base 104 to 790 and encodes 228 amino acids. The transcript is spliced from 4 exons. Lineage: Eukaryota; Metazoa; Chordata; Aves; Anseriformes; Anatidae. The record is from RefSeq and is a predicted model, not a curated record.